AUGGUAGCAAGACGGCCGCAUUCACCUUAUUCAUCUAGUAAUAAUUCUGUAGGACAGUCAUCCAUUAAAUCAAGACAAAAAUCAUCAUUACACAAGCAAAAUGAAAAAAUAACGCCUUCAUCUUCAAUCUCAACAAAAAACACUAUAAAUCAAAAGAAAACCAAGCAAUCAUCAGAGGGUAUUGCUCAUUCAUCACAGCCAGAACAGGCACAUAGGUCAUCAGAUCUGAUAACUAUCGAAACCCCUCGACUAUCCAUUGCAGAAAGAUUUAUGUCCAAUAAUUUUGUAUCAUCAACUCCAAUAAUUAAUCAUAAAAGCAAUGCAUACACUUCAAAUCAUUCAGUCCAUGUUAUAUCAUCAAAUUCUAACUUACCUGAUACACAAACAAAAACAUCUACUGAUAGCAAACUAUCUGUAGCAGAUAGAUUUAUGAAUAUACCCACCAAGUCGUCAACAAGUUCAAUAUUAAAUGUUCAACAGUAUAAAGAUCGAUUAGACUCGGCACUUCUCGGAAAACCAUCAAGUGCAAAAAUAACUAGUUCUUCAACUAGUAAUAUUGUGCCCGGAAGAUUAACAAUUGCUGAUACGUUUAUGAAGACUUCAUCAACAAGUUUAACGCCUACUUCAAGUAGGUCAUGUACUACAUCCUUUGCAGAUGAAACUGAUAUAAAAACUAAUUAUAUCCGUAAGCCUUCUCAAGUUCAUCCAUUGGAUAAACAAUCACCAAAAUUAUCAUUGUUUGAUAACAGUAACUCUACUCACUUUCUUGGUUUGGAUCUAACACUUUCAUCUUCUUCCCCAUCCAGUUCUGUUCGUCUUAAUAGAGGCAAUAGUCGGCCAUGGGGUAGCCAAGAUACGCUUGUUCAUUAUCAUCAAUUAGAUAAAAAGAAAUCCAUCUAUAGUCAAUUUAAGGAAAUGGAAAAGACGAAUAACCAGUCUCCUCUCUCUGUUAACAAUCUUUUUUUGAAUUCUACCAUCUUUUCCUCCACGAAUAUAGAUAAUCAAAGUUAUAAUGAAGCUUCCAUUGCCAUAGGUCGCGACAGUUUUCAUAAAUAUGAAGAAUAUUACCAGCAAAAGGAUCAACAUUGGGGAGGAGAUGAGGAUGAUAUCGAAAAAUCAAGUUAUUAUGAAAACCAUAACCCUGUAGGGUCCACAGCAAAAUUAACUAAUAAAAAGGAAAAGCCAAAAGAGGAUGAUAAAAGUUGUGGCUUUUGGAUCGGCUGUUGUUUUAUAAGCUGUGGGAGAAAGCCGAGUCCAGAAGCAAUUGAAAGAGAAAGGAAACGAAGAGAACAACGAAAAUUACAGCAAUCUAAAAAUCGUGGCUGUGGUAGGAGAGGUUGGGUGCUUUGCACCUUCCUUAGUUUAAUUAUCUUUGUCUUCAUCACUUACUUUUUAUGGCCACGUACUCCUCUAAUACGUAUUGAGGGGGCCUCAUUAAUCUCUGCUACUAAAGUAUCUGAAACAAAGCAAGGUAUAAUGGUAGGAAAUGUUGCAUUCGAAAGCGAGUGGCUCGUGAAUGUGACGGUAGAUAAUCGACAAAACCAUAUUCCAACUCGACUUGUUCAAGUACAAGUUAUUGCUAAGGAUGCACUAACAGGCCUUAUUAUUGGUAAAGGUACACAUAACGAGGAUAUGAAUCCUGAACAUAUCAUUUUGGCUCCAGAUACCAUUUCAACUAUUCAAUUACCGAUUCGAGUCGAUUAUCAGGCACGAGAUAGUACAGAUGCAACCUUUGUCAAUUUAGUCAAAGCCUGUUCACCAAAGCAUCCUAUUAUUUUUAAUAACUUGUCUGAAGAGGGUCUUAACGAUAGUAAUAAUACUGAUAAUAGCAAACAUAGAGAAGUAUUACCAAUGCAUUUUUGGAUCACUUUACAUUUUUUUGGAUUAGACUGGCUAGGAUACAAGCCUACUGUUAUUGCAACACCAGCCACAGGUGGAUUUGCUUGUCCACAGACUUGA
Cokeromyces recurvatus is the source of this 1959-nucleotide messenger RNA. RefSeq lists its product as uncharacterized. The record is from RefSeq and is a predicted model, not a curated record. The transcript is spliced from 2 exons. The coding region runs from base 1 to 1959 and encodes 652 amino acids. NCBI's taxonomy places the organism in Eukaryota, Fungi, Mucoromycota, Mucoromycetes, Mucorales, Mucoraceae.